GCACCGGCAGCCCUCAGCAAGAACAUCGUAACAGCAUCAAGCCUCGACUCCUAUGACAGUGCAGUUGAGGAUGCCCAGCGCAGGGAACCGAAACGUGUCAAGGAGACUUUCGUGACGCCGAAGAAGCCACUGCCGGCUGAUGCUGCGGAAGCUUUAUCGGAACCUAAGCCUUGCCCCCGACCCUCGAAAGCUGCCAAGCUGAACGCCCCGCCAGCCGAUGUCGGAUGCCCGAAGCCUACCACUGACCGAUCCCCAAAGCCUACCACUGACCGAUCCCCAAAGCCUACCACUGAUCGAUCCCCGAAGCCUACCGGUGUCCGAUCCCCGAAGCCUACCACAGGCCCGACCCGCCUCAACUCCCAAGACUCGAGCCCCGGCCCAAGUGCCAGUGAUGUGGCCCCUCCCGGAGAACAACUUAGGGAGCUCCUCAAGAAGCAUGGCAAUUUCAAGAGUCUCGAGAUGAACCUCCGUAAGUUCCACCUCAAGAAAAAAAUCUUGGCCAAGCGCAGUAGCUACGUGACGAAAGCCUACUUGCUGGGCCACUGCCACUGGCCCAUGGUUGAGAAGGCCUGGGUGUGGGCGAAUGAGCACAAGGUUCUGCGAAAGAACGAGGUUCAUGGGGAGGAGGAAGCCAAGCUGAUUUUGUCCGAAGACUUCGAUCUUCUUGAUGAAGAAGGGCAGGAGAUCAGCAUGAACGGAUCAGUGGAAAUGGAGGUGCCCAGGUUGCGAUGCUAG
Messenger RNA from Symbiodinium necroappetens, 735 nucleotides. The record is from the annotation of a GenBank genome assembly. NCBI's taxonomy places the organism in Eukaryota, Dinophyceae, Suessiales, Symbiodiniaceae.